Molecule: messenger RNA, 3447 nt
Organism: Osmerus eperlanus (European smelt)
Lineage: Eukaryota; Metazoa; Chordata; Actinopteri; Osmeriformes; Osmeridae
Exons: 5
Biological process (GO): regulation of cytokinesis; negative regulation of centriole elongation; centrosome duplication
Cellular component (GO): centriole
Source: RefSeq, a predicted model, not a curated record
UGCUGCUAGAGGCUCUACUAGAGGAGGCGCGUAAAAUGUAAACAAUCAGUGUGUCUACAUAUGAGUUUCUUUUGAUUUGGAUCUAUCAACUUUCAGUUAUUUUGGAACAAAUGUAGAAUGGAAGAUUAUGAAGAUUUCGCGCGACGGCGGCUUUUAGAGCUGAGGUUGAAGGGUAGCAACGUCCGUCAACCGUCAAAUCAACAGGGACCUGGUUGCCAUGAUGACCACUCCGUUAUCCGCUUCCGUGGCUUACCCAUACUGCCACCGUUGCUCUCAGCUGAGCAGAGAGGAGAAAUGCAGCGGUACAGGGAGGAGGCGUGCAGCGCCCUGGACAAGAGAAACACUCUGCUGGAGACUCGGAUGUCCCGAAUCCAGAAUAUUCUACACAGCGUCCAGCUGAGGAGAGCUCCAACGUUGGAGGAGUUCAUUCACGGGGACCCCGGACUUGCAGCGUAUAAAGCCCCCUUCCACGGGGACCCCGGACUUGCAGCGUAUAAAGCCCCCGUCCAUGCCUCCAGCACCAGCAGGACACCUCCGUCCCUCAGUGAUGACGCCUCAGUGUCGCAGAGUGAUGACGCGUUAGAAUCCGUCAAGGACUGCCUCUCCUGUUCCCCACAGCCAGGCCUGAUGCAUGAUGGGAAACCGUCUGUGAGCGAUCGUCAACUAACCUCCACAGCCUACAGUGCCUUCUCAACCAAUCGCCUCACGAAUCCCCUUCGCUCCAAUCAGAUGCCUUCACCGAUGACCUCAACUGAGCCUUGCACCCAAUCGGGUGACCGGGAAAUGAGAUCUCAGGAUGUGACCUCCGAACCCCUGGUGGACGUGAGCCACCAGACACAGUCCUCAGGUUACGACACAUAUGACAACGCGGAACGUUCCGGCUUUGUCUCGACCAGGGCCGAGGAGAGGGAGGGCGUAGCCGGACUGGAGCAGGACACGAUAUCUCAGGGAGGCUUUUUUCUUCACGACCCCACAUCCAUGAUGCCGGAUGUGAUCGGCCUCCCUCCCCUGGGAAGUAGGGGCCCGGAGGAGAUGUGUGAUGAGGAGCCAGACACUUGCGAUGGUUGCCUGCACGGAGAUUCGGUGGAGGAAGCGCGCAGCGAUUUGUCGCGGCUUGAUGACGUCACAGGAAGCCGUGCGAGCGGUGGGCCGGCGAUGCCGUCUCCCUCCUGCGUCGACCAGGAAGUGUCUCCUCCAAUGGGAAACCUCGGAGAGAGCCACCCAGGAAGUAUUUGUGAGUUCUUGGAGAUAUCCACCCAAUCAAAACAGGGCCAGAACAUGGACGCCCGAGCUCAAGGACAGGGGACCCCAACCAGUCCUGAAGGACAUGCAGCAUGCGAAGGGACAUCCGUCCACCCUCAGAGACCAAACCCAGACCCAGCUGAGCCCCUGAACCGGCCUAAGGGUCAGGACGAAGAACCGGGGUGGGGGCAGGAGGAGGAGAACACAGAGCUAGAACCUCAGGGGGGUCCGUACCGCCUGAGCCUCCAGACCCUGCUCAAGAAGUCUCAGGAACACCGGCGUCGCCAACGGCAACUGAGGAACCAAGCCAAGGCCAUGAGAACGCGGGAAGGGGGGGAGGAGCAGGGGAGGAGGAGAGGAGAAGAGGAGCGGGGGGGGGAGGAGCAGGGGUUCUCGGAUAAAGAGAACGACGAGUUCCCCAAGACGGGGAGAACGUUGGAGGGCAGGAGAACGCGGGAGAGGAGGAGGGAACCGGCCAUGGGAACGUUCCGGAAGGAAGCCUGGGGUCCGGGAGAAGAGGCGAAGGAGAAGUCCCGGUAUCUGGGCAGAGAGGAGAGCGCUGGGAGAGACUCUGGAAAGAAACGUUGGGACGGAGAGAGAGACAGAGAAGGAGGUAGUCAGACUGAGGCGUUGACCUCUGAGGAUGUUCAUCUGGACCUCUCACCAGAGGUCAUGCCCCAGUCGCGCCUCACAGACCUCCUCCCUCAGGCACAGUAUGCCACCUCCACAGCCCUGGAGGCCCCAGUCCAGACCAGGGGCCCGGGUACAGCCAGUGGCCCAGAUCGGCCUCCCUCCCUGCGGGUUGGGAAGUUCCACAUCGUCCCUACCCCUCAAUUCUGCAUGAGCCCCGUUCGCUGCAAGAGCAAAGGCAAUGAGAUGCCUGGAAGGGAUUGUAGGGGUGUGACCUCCAUGGGAAACCUCCAGGUAAAUGCACCUCUCGACGUUGAGGAUCUCCAGGACCCUGCUGGCCCUUCUGUCUCCCCCACAGCGCCCCCGGUGACGGGAGGUGGUAUCGCAGGAGUGCCCGUUUCCACUAGCUCAGAACAGGGAGAGCAGAUAGCUCUGCUGGAGCUGAACCUGUCCAGCCUGAAGGCUCUGAUCUCGGACCUGGAGAACACACUCACAGAGCCUCCAGAGAACCACACACACACCGGAGAUGGACACACACACACAGCAGAGCACCACACACACACAGCAGAACAUCACACACACACAGCAGAACACCACACACACACAGCAGCCCGGGACCUACAGGCGGUUGGGCGCCUUGCACGCCCCGGCCCGGCGGACGAUGGCGAGCUUGACGUCGACCACAAACGCAGCCACGGCGACCGCUCGCUGGACGCUGUGGUCGAGAGAACCGACCUAGCCCACCACGUUCAUGUGGACGUCUCCAGACUGUUCCUGCAGGAUGAGGAGGGCUGGACCGGGGAUCUGCGGGAGACAGGAGGAGGGAGGGGUGGAGGAGGUGGAGGAGAGAGGGAAGGAGGAGGAGAGAGGGAAGGAGGAGGAGGUGGAGCACUCACCUUAAGCUCAGCUGGUGGUCUUCCCUGUCGAGUCCAGUGGUCAGACCUCGUAGCGAAGACUGAGGAUGUUAGCAUCGUCAGCUACAGGAAACAGGAAGUCAGCCAGACACAGAAGCCUGUGACUCGUUGCGUCACCUCGCUGGCCCAGAAGAUGCGUGUGCUCGACGUUUUCCGGAAGGUUCCGCCGGAAACUAAUGUUCUAUACAAGACCUCCAUCCUCGCCGACACCAGCAACCAUCGGCCGGAUCGACAUGACCACGACUCCUCCCACUUCCUGUCACUCAACCAAUCGUACGACGUGGACAUGCCCUCGGGGCUGUGGGACCACGAGGCGUCCGGGUCGGAGUUGAAAGGUCACGACCUCCAGGGGAAGCAGUUGACCCCGGAGAACUGGGAGGGAGGGGGGCAGGGAGGGGCGUCCAGGGCCAAACGUCGACUCCUCAUGCAGGCCACGGAGGAGAACGAGGGAGGAAGAGGAGGAGGAAGAGGAGCAGGAGGAGGGAUGGACAGGCCUCUCUCCAGCACCCCUAAAGGUAGGACUGCGGUGGACCUGGGGCGAGGGCGUGUGUGUGGCUCGGAGCAGAGCUGCUGUGCACAGCAGAAGCUGAAGCACACACACGCUGCCCAGGUCAGAGUCCUACAGGAGGAACAGAAACAGCAGCAGCUGGAGCUACUGCAG